This is a messenger RNA of Colletotrichum truncatum, 2193 nucleotides long. RefSeq names its product pre-mRNA-splicing ATP-dependent RNA helicase PRP28. NCBI's taxonomy places the organism in Eukaryota, Fungi, Ascomycota, Sordariomycetes, Glomerellales, Glomerellaceae. The record is from RefSeq and is a predicted model, not a curated record. Gene Ontology annotation, molecular function: nucleic acid binding; RNA helicase activity; ATP binding.
AUGAACAACAAGCGCGCGCCCCUCGAUCUCGAAGAGAUUAUCCGUAAGAAGAAAGCCGCCGACGCGGCCUCAUCGAAACUCCGGUUCAUUCCGAAAAAAGAACGGGAGAGGCAAGCGGCGGAAAAAGCCAAGGCCGAAGAGGAGGAGCGCAAGAGGAAGGCGGAGGAAGAAACAAAAAGAAAGCUGGAGCUAGAGAAGAAGUGGGCGGCGGAGGCUAACGGCUCUACUAAUGGAACUUCCAACAGCUACAUGAACAAUGCUGGUGGAGGAGGACGGGUACCAACAGGGCCGAAGGCCAUGAAUCAAGGCGGCGACGAUGGACGACACGGAAGACAAGGCCGCGGACGAGAUAAACCGGAGACAAAAAAAACAGCUGCGAAAGAUGGAAAGGAGAAGAAGUCUGCUGAAGCGAUCGAGGCAGAGCUGCUGAGAAACAGAUACCUUGGGCCUGAGGUCAAUAAGGAGUCUAACUUUUCAGUCAAGAAGAAGCGCAAGAGAGCGACCGAGUUCAAGUUCGAGUGGGACGCUGAGGAAGAUACAACACUUGACAAUGAUCCCAUAUACGAAUCGCGUAUGGCACUCAAAUCCUAUACAUACGGCAGUUUGGCAGGAGAAUUCAACGAGGAAGCGGAGGAAAUCGCACGCAGACGAGCCCGAAUGAUUGAGGAAAGAGAUCCGGAAUUUGGGAGACAACGUGCACAACAAUAUAUGGAGGAUUUCUACAAGGCUCGGGACCGAGCGAAGGAACGCGCAGACCGCACAGGUCUUGGCAAGCACUGGUCUAAGAAGACGUUGGAUGAGAUGCGUGAAAGAGAUUGGAGAAUCUUCAAGGAGGAUUUUGGCAUCGCAACGAAAGGCGGCCUCAUUCCCAAUCCCAUGCGCAGCUGGCAAGAGUCAGGUUUGCCCCCACGAUUGCUCGAUAUUGUCGACCGAGUCGGGUACACAGAACCUACUCCCAUUCAAAGGGCAGCAAUUCCUAUUGCGCUUCAAGCGAGAGAUCUUAUUGGUGUAGCCGUCACUGGUUCCGGUAAAACUGCCGCAUUCCUUCUGCCACUGUUGGUCUAUAUUUCAGAUCUGCCGCCACUAGGAGAAAUCAACCGGAACGACGGUCCUUAUGGGCUCAUUCUGGCGCCGACACGUGAACUGGUCCAACAAAUCGAGACUGAAGCCAAGAAGUUCGCCGAACCGUUGGGCUUCAGAGUAGUUAGCAUUGUUGGUGGCCACUCUCUGGAAGAACAAGCAUUCGCCUUGCGCAAUGGUGCCGAGAUCAUCGUCGCGACUCCCGGUCGCCUGGUGGAUUGCAUUGAACGGCGCCUUCUUGUCCUGUCCCAGUGCUGUUACAUCAUUAUGGAUGAAGCAGACCGGAUGAUUGAUCUGGGUUUUGAGGAGUCGGUGAACAAGAUUCUCGACGCCCUUCCAGUAACAAACGAAAAGCCGGACACAGAGGAAGCAGAAAAUGCGGCACUGAUGAAGAGGUAUCUCGGCGGCAAGGACCGGUACAGACAGACCAUGAUGUACACCGCCACAAUGCCACCGCUUGUCGAGAAGAUUGCGAGAAAGUACCUUCGGCGCCCUGCCAUUGUUACGAUCGGCAAUGCUGGCGAAGCCGUCGAUACCGUCGAGCAGAGAGUUGAGUUUGUUUCAGGAGAGGACAAGCGGAAAAAGCGUCUGCAGGAAAUUCUUGCUUCCGGAGACUUCGCUCCACCUAUCAUCGUAUUCGUCAAUAUCAAGCGCAAUUGCGACGCUGUCGCGCGAGAUGUCAAGCACAUGGGUUAUUCUGCGGUCACUCUUCACGGAAGCAAGACCCAAGAGCAGAGAGAGGCUGCUCUGGCAUCAGUGCGAAACGGCCAGACAGAUGUCCUCGUCGCCACAGACUUGGCCGGAAGAGGUAUUGACGUGCCGGAUGUCAGUCUUGUUAUCAAUUUCAAUAUGGCAACAAGCAUCGAAAGUUACACGCAUCGUAUUGGUCGUACCGGUCGUGCGGGCAAGAGUGGUAUUGCUAUCACGUUCCUGGGCAACGAAGACGCCGACUUGUUCUACGACCUCAAGCAAAUGCUCUCCAAGAGCUCGAUUUCGAGGGUACCCGAGGAGCUCCGACGGCAUGAAGCCGCGCAGCAGAAGCCCACCAGAGGCCACAAGAGGGCAGGUGGUGGAGAGGAGUCGUCAGGGAAGGGGGGGCAGUGGGGCGCCUAA